Necator americanus (New World hookworm) is the source of this 801-nucleotide messenger RNA. RefSeq lists its product as uncharacterized. Bases 1 to 801 code for a protein of 266 amino acids. NCBI's taxonomy places the organism in Eukaryota, Metazoa, Nematoda, Chromadorea, Rhabditida, Ancylostomatidae. The record is from RefSeq and is a predicted model, not a curated record. The transcript is spliced from 8 exons.
AUGGUCGCUUUUGGUCUGCGGGUAGCCCCCUAUCCGCCAACCAGGGAUGCGCCAGGAAUUCACGAAGUGUUGUGGAAAGCAAAGAACACAAAAUGUUUAGCACUUAUUACGGGAAAUAUAAAGGAUAACACUGAUCAAUCAUGGAAUGAUUUGCUACAUCUGCAAACUGUUUUAUUUCAUCCCCGACGCAGACGAAGCGGUGUCUCACACAAUGUGUUACAUAAAUCGAGAACUUUACAUAAAGUUAAAUCUCGGCAAAGCUCCUUACUAGAAUCACGCUUACCGUCUUGGUGUCAAUGUAAGCCGAUACAGCUACAAUGCCCACAAGGCCCACGAGGUCCUCCUGGUUCACGAGGAUCUCCAGGAGUUCUUGGAGAAAAUGGACCACCCGGCCUUGAUAACCUUAAGUCGUACCCGGCGUUCGAAUGUCCUAUUCGGGAUGUGGGAUGUGUGAGAUGCCCUGGAGGUCCGACAGGAUUCCGAGGCCCGCCAGGAAAAUAUGGAUUGAAAGGACCGUCCGGCCUUCCAGGGAUUCCUGGCAUCACCAAAAGAGCUUCCGGUCCGCAAGGACCGGUGAGCGGGCAAGGACUCCCAGGUGUGAGAGGGGAGCCGGGGAACCGAGGAUUACCAGGAAGAAAUGGAGUGAUACCAGUUAAGAAGAUAGGGCUACCUGGAGCUCCUGGAAAACAUGGACAAAGCGGUGAACCUGGAAAGCUAGGAAUUCGAGCUCAAAAUGGAUUACCAGGCGCAGUACCGGUCCUUCAGGAUUACCAGGAUACGCGGGAGGACGCGGAACAUUAG